AUGUCGACGAUUGAAACACAACACGGCGCAUAUCUUGAAUCCGAACCUCUUGCUGGAGAAUAUGCAGUAGAAACGACUCCUCUGCUUAGGCCUAAUUCGGAUCCCAGUUCAAGUCGUGCAAGGAGUCACUCCAGAGAAACCGGCGACGCUCAAAAUUCACAGGAACACCUGCCUACUCUUCCCUUACUCUUGGAUCAAUUCAUUAUCCUUCUUAAAUCUUCAUUGCCUGUAUUCGGAACGCAUCUUUUAGAAUAUGCGCUCCUAAUAACGAGCGUUCUUGCUGUCGGUCAUCUGGGUAAAUUGGAGCUUGCUGCAUGUACUCUAGGUUCCAUGACCGCAAAUGUUACGUCGUUUAGUAUCGUCAUCGGAAUGGGAGGAGCUUUGGAUACCGUACUUCCUGGAGUUUGGGGAGCAAGUGCCGGCGCCUCUCAUGACUCCGAACCCUUAAAGAUAGAAUCUGGACGAGAUAAUACAAAACUCGCUGAUUCCCGCCUCUUCGGACUAUGGUGUCAACGAAUGGGUGUACUAUACCUUUUCCUCCUCGUCCCAAUGCUUUGUAUAUGGCUUAACGCUGAAGGGAUCCUGGUUUUGUUGCGGCAAGACAAAGAAGUCGCCAGACUAGCUGGUAGAUAUCUCGCCAUGCUUGCUUUUGGCCUUCCAGCAUUCUCUUUUAAUACGAUCGCAAAGCGGUAUUUCCAAGCUCAAGGUCUCUUCAGCGUACCCACAAAGAUUGGGACAAUCGUAGCUGGGGUGAACUUUGUGCUCACAGGAUUAUUUGUUUACUACCCACACCCGCUACCCAGGACUCUUGCACCUUAUUUACACCUAGGAUUCGAUGGCGCUCCCCUCGCAACUGCAAUCUCAUAUAAUCUAGUUGCGCUGGGAAGCGUAUUUUGGGGCUGGAGAAUCGAAGUUGCGAGAAGACUGCGCCGUGAAGCUUGGGAAGCCCGGCAUGAACGGGUUGCUGAUCAAGGUUAUUACACUGCACAAAUGCCAAGUGAAGGUACUGGCUCUUCGAGUACCGCGGUAAGCUCGAGAAACACUUCGAGAGACGUAUCGCCUGCAAAGAGGUCAGUGAGCACAGUUCCCGAGUUACACCUGGCCCAGAAUCAUCGAGACUUGUAUCAGAACGAAAUGCGACCUGCGUGGCACCCGUUAUCCGUGCGCGCGUUACAUCCCACGGGUCUUGGGACCCUUCUCACUCUCGGACUUGGUGGUGUAGGCCAGACUGCAUCUGAAUGGUGGGCUUGGGAGUUAGUUGGCCUUGCUGCCUCACUGUUGGGACCUACUGCCCUUGCCGCCCAAUCUGUCUUACUUGUAUCAUGCUCAACAACAUAUCAAGUCCCAUUCUCAUUAGGCGUAGCCACGAGUGUCCGGAUCGGUCAACUCCUCGGACUUGCACAACCACGACUCGCAAAACUUGCUGCACACGCUGCCAUUCUCCUAGGGUUUGCACUUUCUCUAAUAUUUAGCGUCAUUUUCUGGAUCUGGCGCAAAGAAUGGUCGUAUUUAUUCAACAAUGAUGAAGAUGUCGCUGAAAUGGUGGCGAGUAUUUUGCCUCUUGUCGCCUUGUUUCAAGUGUUCGAUGGAAAUGCAGGAAUCACCGGUGGAGUUUUGAGGGCCAGAGGAAAACAAGGUACUGGGGCUCUACUCAAUUUGAGUGCCUACUACGUACUGGGAGUGCCCCUCGGUGUUUAUCUGGCAUUCAAAGAUAUUGGUCUGCCCGAAUCCCUCCCUGACCACUCAGUUGUCCACUCACUCAGCAGGCAAAUAACGACGAUGUUAGCGCCUCAGUCGGCAUACCCUCCCACACCCUUACCAUCACUUCAUUUCCAGCCCCUUUUCAAUGGAUCAAACGCUGUUUCGCCACUCCAAAAUUUGAACCUCGAUGAUCCGGUGUACCCGUCGUUACCAGAAGCCACUGCUGGUUUGCGAGGGCUCUGGACUGGUUUGACCGUGUCGCUUGUGUACUGUGCAGUCCUCGGGACGAUAUUAUGCUUAAUGACUGAUUGGGAACACGAGGUGGAUAAGGUCAGAGCUAGACUGCGAGCAGAAGAGCGACGGGAUCAUCAGGAGAAUGCGAGGAGCAAUUCCAGUGGUGAAACUACUUUUACCGACACAUAG
Messenger RNA from Lentinula edodes (shiitake mushroom), 2124 nucleotides. Its product is annotated as mate-domain-containing protein. The record is from RefSeq and is a predicted model, not a curated record. Gene Ontology annotation, biological process: xenobiotic detoxification by transmembrane export across the plasma membrane. Gene Ontology annotation, cellular component: membrane. NCBI's taxonomy places the organism in Eukaryota, Fungi, Basidiomycota, Agaricomycetes, Agaricales, Omphalotaceae. Gene Ontology annotation, molecular function: antiporter activity; xenobiotic transmembrane transporter activity. The transcript is spliced from 8 exons. The coding region runs from base 1 to 2124 and encodes 707 amino acids.